Messenger RNA from Annulohypoxylon maeteangense, 1276 nucleotides. RefSeq names its product calcineurin, beta subunit. The record is from RefSeq and is a predicted model, not a curated record. Gene Ontology annotation, molecular function: calcium ion binding; calcium-dependent protein serine/threonine phosphatase regulator activity. The transcript has 5 exons. NCBI's taxonomy places the organism in Eukaryota, Fungi, Ascomycota, Sordariomycetes, Xylariales, Hypoxylaceae. The coding region runs from base 415 to 939 and encodes 174 amino acids.
UGAUAAGUAAUCUGUAACUGGGUGUGGCUUCUACUACCAAAUAAAUGCGGCUGUGCUCUCGGAACUAGGACCCUUAAACUGUGGGGACCACAUAAAAAAGCAGUUCAGAUCUUGGUCGCCUUGUCCAGCUUGUCUCGGAAAGACCCCACCAACCCACAUUCUCUACCCAACUCUUUCAUCAGCCUCAUCCAUCCGCCAAUCUACCAUUAAUCAUCGAACAUCGAACCUGAUCAUAGCAUCUUUCCAGUCGACGAAUAAAUAUAUUCCAUUUUAUUAUAUCGCCGAAAAUACAACUAUAUCCCAUUCGAAUUAUCUAUAAAUAAGCCGAACCGACGUUUGAAUUACUCCGCUUGUCGCUUUGUUCCUUACCACCCCCUAGCCCGAACCCGCCUCCGUAAAGGAGCGUCUAGCAACAUGGGCAAUACAACGAGCGCCGUGCUCGAUAACAUCGUGCAAGGGUCGAACUUCGACCGGGAUGAGGUUGACAGACUUAGGAAGCGGUUCAUGAAGCUCGAUAAAGAUAAUUCGGGCACGAUCGAACGAGAUGAGUUCUUGAGCUUACCACAGAUAUCGUCGAACCCCCUAGCUACGAGAAUGAUAGCGAUCUUCGACGAGGAUGGUGGUGGCGAUGUGGAUUUCCAGGAGUUCGUGUCGGGACUGAGCGCGUUCAGCAGCAAGGGCAAUAAGGAACAGAAGCUGCAGUUCGCAUUCAAGGUUUACGACAUCGACCGAGACGGAUACAUCUCGAACGGAGAGCUGUUCAUCGUGCUGAAAAUGAUGGUGGGUAGCAACUUGAAGGACCAGCAGCUGCAGCAGAUCGUCGACAAGACGAUCAUGGAGGCCGACCUGGACAAGGACGGCAAGAUCAGCUUCGAGGAGUUCACUAAGAUGGUCGAGACGACCGAUGUUAGCAUGAGCAUGACUUUAGAUCAAUUCUAGAUACCUAGCUAUACCGCAAUGCAGCCAUAGUAAUGAAUCAUGAGGUUUGGGACGCCAUAUAUUUGGACGACGUGUCUGUUUAUGCUGCAGGUACAACGUUUGCCGCACGUGAAGACUUGAUUAUUCGGACUCGAUCCGCAUAUGGCGUAUAUGGACUCGGGGGGUGAUUGCAUGAGUGAAUGUUUGCAAGUUGAGUUAGUUGCCGUCGUUUUUUGGCUCUUUGAAAUCUAAGAAUGGCCCUUAUCCGACUCUGAUGCAUUUAACUCAAUAUUUCAAUCCUAUCAGCAUGAAUAAUGAUCAUCCCAGCCUCGGGCUUAACUGGUUACUAUUCCUCACC